This is a messenger RNA of Acanthopagrus latus (yellowfin seabream), 1724 nucleotides long. It is a transcript of the gene gpr142, whose product is annotated as G protein-coupled receptor 142. Gene Ontology annotation, biological process: G protein-coupled receptor signaling pathway. The record is from RefSeq and is a predicted model, not a curated record. The transcript has 3 exons. Bases 171 to 1340 code for a protein of 389 amino acids. Gene Ontology annotation, cellular component: membrane. NCBI's taxonomy places the organism in Eukaryota, Metazoa, Chordata, Actinopteri, Spariformes, Sparidae. Gene Ontology annotation, molecular function: G protein-coupled receptor activity.
GUGCCCGUCAGAUAAAACACAUGCAGGCGACUGGCGCCGAAAUUGCCUUUACAAUGGCAGUAACUAAACAGGACCAACUGUCAGGACCCCGCUCACAUCAGGAUGCUGGCUUCAGAGAGAGGUCGAACGUGAUGGCGUGAUGAUGUUUAUGUUGGUUCAGCAUCCUACAAAUGGUUUUUGCCACUGAGAGCUUGAGAGAUAACGCAGUCCAAAUAUGGCUUCACGGGGGAAGCGCCAAGGUCAUGAUCGACUGGUCCAAUGUGACGGCGUCCGGCCAUCGGGAGCUGGGCCUGAAACCCGAGGAGCUGCAGAGGUCCAAAUGUGUCCUGGGCUUCAUCCCCGUCAUCUACUACAGCAUCCUGCUCUGUGUCGGAGUACCAGUGAACAUCCUCACAGCAGUGGCGUUGUCCAGACUGGCGUCCCGCACUAAGAAGUCUCUGUACUACUACCUGUUGGCGGUGACCGGCUCUGAUAUUCUCUCCCAGCUAUUCAUCAUCUUCGUCGGUUUCCUCCUGGAGACGGCAGUGUUUCACCGUGACGUCCCUGCGCUCCUGCUGCACUCUGUCAGCGCUGCCGAGUUUGCCGCCAACCACGCCUCCAUCUGGUCCACCGUACCCCUCACUGUGGACCGCUAUGUGGCGCUGUGCCAUCCCCUCCUCCACCGCCAGAUCAGCUACCCAGCCCGGGCCAGGAAGAUCAUCGCGAUGGUCCUGUUGUUAUCGCUCGUAUCGGGCGUGCCCUUCUUCUGGUGGUCGGACAUGUGGAGGAACAGCCACCCGCCCACGGCGCUGGACACCGUCCUCAUAUGGACUCAUGUGACCAUCAUCUACUUCCUGCCCUGUAGCAUUUUCUUGGUGCUGAACUCUCUGAUAAUCCACACACUGAGGGUGAGGCAGAGGCAGCAGCGAUGCGAAGAGGAGCGUGGACCAAAGUCUGCUCCUCCUCGGCGACUCGGGAAGACCACAGCCAUGCUACUCGCCAUCACCUCCGUGUUCUCUGUGCUGUGGGCUCCCAGGACAGUCGUGGUCAUCUAUCACCUGUACGUGUCCUCAGUUCACAGGGACUGGCGCGUCCACCUGGCGUACGACCUGUCCAACAUGCUAGCCAUGCUCAACACGGCUGUGAACUUCUUCCUCUACUGCUUCGUCAGUAAACCUUUCCGCAGCGCCGUGCGGGACGUCAUGCUGCUCAGGGGGGGCCCUCUGUAUCCUCACCGCGCUCUGCCACAACAGCAGGCCCCCACCAACGCCUCCAUCUCCUCCCUGUACAGUGGGAACAACAAGCGCUCUCAGCGAGACUCCACCCCCCUGUCACCUCGCAGAGCCAGAAAGCCCUCUUGACCCGGCGCCCCUUCAACUUAAUCCAAAACACCCAUCAUCCCACGGUCCCCGAGUACUUCUGACCCCAGGGACGAGCACUCCAUUCCAGCUACGACCGUGGACAGCUGCCAGUCAGCCCCGGGGUUUUCUCAAGGGCCCUCAAAUGAACUCACAAAAAGUAUGUUUUUUGUAUUACAUUAUGUCGCUGCGUGUUAUUUGUCCAUGUAAAUCAGAUACAAUGACAGCAUAUUUAUUUUUUGUCAAAAUAAGCGUAGGUUUUUGGUAUUCUUUCUUUUCCAUACAUGGUUGUAAUGUGACUGAAUUUUUUUUUUUUGCAUUGUUACGAGAAAAGAAGAAAAGCAAAACAGUCUGUUUCCUCUGUGAGUAAAUCAGUUGUUAAAAUCA